This is a messenger RNA of Aspergillus alliaceus, 1414 nucleotides long. RefSeq names its product phenylacetaldoxime dehydratase family protein. The transcript has a single exon. The coding region runs from base 128 to 1270 and encodes 380 amino acids. NCBI's taxonomy places the organism in Eukaryota, Fungi, Ascomycota, Eurotiomycetes, Eurotiales, Aspergillaceae. The record is from RefSeq and is a predicted model, not a curated record.
UACUACUCCACUCUUGAAAUUCAAUAAUUUAUGUGGCUACAUAUCGCAGAUCAAUAUAUCCCACCCCUCCCAUCAUCCCCUUUUUACGCAAAUACUUCAAUUCGAAACAACGGUGGAUUACCUGAAAAUGUCAAAACGUACCAUAGCUCCCCUCAUCCGGAAAUACAGCUCUUCUCGGGCACAUAUGGAUUGUCCGGUGAGAAUAUUUCCUUUGCGACGGCCAAAGAAUCAUGUUCCUCCGAUGCCGCGUUGGUUAGCGCAAUUUCCGGACAACCUGGAUAAAGUAUUUACGGCGUAUAUCGGAGUCCAACAGCAUCCCGGAGCUCAGGCAGAGCUUCCCCAGUGCCACGCGGCCAUUGAGCUUUGGUUGUCGCAGAAUCGGAACACUGCGCCGGCAUCGGUGGAACGCUUUCGAGUUCUUGACGGGAACGAUGCCCCCAAGUCCCUCGUGUUCGCUUGUUACUGGAAUGAUGAGAUCAAGUAUCAAGAGGGAAUCAGACGACUAAAUCUCAGUCGGCUACACAGAGAGCUUGAUCCUUCGGACCAACCGGCGGUUGGUCUCUGGUGUGAACGAUUUAUCAGUCACAUCCCUCGCUUGGAAACCAACUAUACUGGAACUGACUAUCUCCCGGGUCUUGCCCAGCUACCCGGCACGAGUACCAAGGACCACUCAUGUACGGCAUAUUGGGGCGCUGCGCGGGAUCGAAUCCCCGAUUCGGCCUUUGACCUCUUCGACCGGGACGGAGGUUCUAUCGCAGCGGCAUUUCCGGACCCCGUCCCGUCCUCAGUAGGCAAGCACUUGACCGGCACCAACUUCCAGAACAUGGUGCAUAUCCGAUCGGGUCAAUUCUGGGACAACUGCGAUGAGGAUGAGAAGCGUUCAUACGAAGAAAAUCUGGAGCCGACUCUCCGGGAGGGGCUAUCGUAUCUAUGGCAGAAUCCCACCACAUCCGGUUCGAUGGCUCUGAGGUACUUGCAAAACGUCCCCAAUUCAUCGCCCCAGUGGUCCGGGCAAUCAAACGAAUCCUGUGUGACCGGAUUCUUCACCAGUUUGGCGGAUUUGGAGAGUUGGGCAAAGCACCAUCCAUCGCACCUGGCAAUCUAUACCGGUGCGAUUCGCCAUGCGAAAACCUUCGGGGAGAAGCGAAAAUUCCGCACGUGGCAUGAGGUGUCGGUGUUGAAGCGCGGCGAUGCGCACUUCGAGUAUGUUAAUUGCCUGCCUGAAACGGGAAUGAUCAAGAGUGUCUCGCUCAAGGAGGUUAGCGAUUAAUGUCUGGAUAUGAUUAAUAUACAUCAACCCACAUUCAGGAUCGGGGGCAUUAUGCGGAGCCGAACAUGAUGUAGAGCUGUAGAAGUCUGUGAACGAACCAGCCUCUGUAAAGUUUUCCUAUAUCCGCUAAACUUCCAUCCUGCA